UCUUCCUUUUGUUCUUCUUCUCCAGCUCAACUUAGUUUUCUAUUGCUCAGGGCAAUUGUCACUAACUCCUACUCAGAUUUCAAAUCCACCGUUUUCUUUGAGAGGUUUCGCACUGGAGCGCGCAAGGUCAAUGUUGGUGCGUUUUCCAUUUCCUUCUUCGAAACAAUUGAAAGCACGAAAGACCAAGCCUUCUUCCGCAUCCCCUGCACCUUCUCCAGUUUAUUUAGCUCCCAGCAGUUCGCCUUCAGCACCACACCGUCAUCAUCAUCGUCACCGUGGGAAAGGAACACCCCAUGCUCUUUCUCCUGCCCCAUCAAAGGACACAGGAUGUGAUCAACUUUGCGUGGAGCCACUUACUGCAUCUCCAUUUGGUUCACCUUGUGGUUGUGUAUUUCCUAUGAAAGUCAGACUUUUACUGGAUAUAGCUCCUUAUUCUAUUUUUCCAGUAAUGAGUGAGUUGGAGAUUGAGGUUGCUGAAGGCACAUAUUUGGAACAAAGUCAAGUUAUAAUAAUGGGUGCAAGUGCUGACAGUCAAAAUCAAGGGAGAACAGUAGUGGAUAUUAACUUGGUUCCUUUAGGAGAGAAGUUUGAUAAUACCACUGCGAUACUGACAUAUGACAGAUUCAAGCAUAAGAAAGUGCCUCUCAAUCUAACUCUUUUUGGCAAUUAUGAAGUGUUGUACAUUAGUUACCCAGGAAUACCUUCUUCACCACCAUAUUUGAACGGGAAUGGACCGACCGGAAGUCCCCCAAACCUCCCUAUCACUGCAGAGUUUCCCAGAAAGAACCAGAGAAUGAAUAUAAGAACCAUUGCCAUUAUUGCCCUCUCUGCCUUUGUACUCCUAUUGGUUAUUAUUGGAGCAAUCUUGGUGUUCAUUAAAUGGAGGAGAGUUGGAAGACCAUCUAGUGCUGUCGGUCCUGUACGUGAAUCAUCAAUUCACAAAAGAUCUGGCAUUGGGUCUAUGUUAUCAAGUAGCAUUGCAAGCUCCACUUCAGUGUCACUAAUGUCCACCAUGGCUACCAGUAUUCUCUCUGUUAAAACAUUCCCGCGUUCCGAGCUUGAGAAAGCAACAAAUAAGUUCAGUUCUCAAAGGGUUUUAGGAGAAGGAGGAUUUGGACGUGUUUACCAUGGAACUAUGGAGGAUGGAACUGAAGUUGCUGUCAAAGUGCUUACCAGGGAUAAUAACCAAAAUGGAGACCGUGAGUUCAUUGCAGAAGUUGAGAUGUUAAGCCGAUUACAUCACCGUAAUCUUGUGAAACUGAUUGGGAUAUGUAUUGAAGGGCACGCACGCAGCUUGGUAUAUGAGCUUAUUCGCAAUGGCAGUGUUGAGUCCCAUUUGCAUGGUGUUGACAAGAAAAAGGGCCCUCUUGACUGGGAUGCACGGAUGAAGAUUGCCCUUGGGGCGGCAAGAGGAUUAGCCUAUCUUCAUGAAGAUUCUAAUCCCCGUGUUAUUCACCGAGAUUUUAAGGCUAGUAAUGUUUUGCUGGAAGAUGACUUCACUCCCAAGGUUUCUGAUUUUGGGUUGGCUAGAGAAGCAACUGAAGGAAGUCAUCACAUUUCUACAAGGGUCAUGGGAACUUUCGGGUAUGUUGCCCCAGAAUAUGCGAUGACAGGGCACUUACUUGUCAAGAGUGAUGUUUAUAGUUAUGGAGUUGUGCUGUUGGAACUUCUCUCUGGAAGAAAACCUGUUGAUAUGUCCCACCCUCAGGGCCAGGAGAAUUUGGUUACAUGGGCAAGACCGCUGCUAACCAGCAGAGAAGGUUUGCAGCAGUUGGUGGAUCCGGCCUUAGCUGGAACUUAUGACUUCGAUGACAUGGCUAAAGUGGCAGCCAUUGCUUCUAUGUGUGUUCAUCCUGAAGUCACUCACAGACCUUUUAUGGGUGAGGUUGUGCAGGCUCUAAAGCUGAUAUACAACGACACUGAUGAGACUGGUGGGGACUGCCAUAGUCAAAAGGAGUCUUCUGUCCCGGACUCCUUUAAAUGUGAUCUUGCCCCUUCUGAUAGCAGUUGGUGGAAUGCCGGUGGACUCACUCCCCGGUUAAAUUAUGGUCAAGCCUCUUCCUACAUUACAAUGGAGUAUAGCUCUGGUACCCUUGAAGACAUGGAAAACAGACCGUUUUCAGCUUCAAGUUUUGUCGGGAAUGAGGUAUCAUUACCAAUUAGACAUGGCAAUAGAUCAGGGCCAUUGAGAACCAUCCGAAACAAGCCGGCUUUUUACAAAGCAAGAGGCAGUAUGAGUGAGCAUGGAGGUCUGCUUGGAAAGCGGUCUUGGAACGAUGGAUUCUGGGUUUGAAGCUUGUUAAUUUUAUUUUAGAAUUUGUACAGUUCAAAAAGGACCGAGGCUUUUCAAGUAAGCCAUGGGUGUAGUUUAGAAGUUGAAAUUCCUGCCUGAGUCCCAUGUGUGGAGGAUGAGGAAAAAAAAAAAGAAGGAAAGAGAGGACAAUGGCUUCUAAUUUUGGAAUUCUUGAUUCAUUACAUACAAGUUGGAUGGAGUUGUAAGUUGGAUGCUACUACCUGUGUAUUAUCUCCCUUUUGGGUUCAAUGCCUUAUUGAUUGACAACUUCCCUUCUUCUAAAUUUGUGAGGUAGCAAGUCAUCUCCUGCUUGUAGCCAAAUAUAACUUAUCAGAUGAAAAAGAUGAAGAUAUGUCAGCUUCGGAACACGUAACCUUUCUUAAUCUGAAGUUCCAUACCAUUUUCUGAACACAUAACCAUUUGCUGUUUUUCCUGGAAAUUGGCGGCUUUGGUUGGAAAAUGGCAGACAUGCUGCUUUUGAAAGGGACCAAGUUCCUUGGGAUUGUUG
Molecule: messenger RNA, 2801 nt
Organism: Fragaria vesca subsp. vesca
Lineage: Eukaryota; Viridiplantae; Streptophyta; Magnoliopsida; Rosales; Rosaceae
Product: receptor-like serine/threonine-protein kinase ALE2-like
Exons: 9
Coding region: 131-2293 (720 amino acids)
Biological process (GO): protein phosphorylation
Molecular function (GO): protein kinase activity; ATP binding
Source: RefSeq, a predicted model, not a curated record